This is a messenger RNA of Onychostoma macrolepis, 3236 nucleotides long. Its product is annotated as gastrula zinc finger protein XlCGF8.2DB-like. Gene Ontology annotation, biological process: regulation of transcription by RNA polymerase II. Gene Ontology annotation, molecular function: RNA polymerase II cis-regulatory region sequence-specific DNA binding; DNA-binding transcription factor activity. NCBI's taxonomy places the organism in Eukaryota, Metazoa, Chordata, Actinopteri, Cypriniformes, Cyprinidae. The transcript is spliced from 3 exons. The record is from RefSeq and is a predicted model, not a curated record. Bases 295 to 1449 code for a protein of 384 amino acids.
GCAUCUAUGCGUGAAUGACAGAAAAUGUCAGUCUUAUUUCGCCCCCUAUAUCGUGAAUCAGUUUAUAGUCAACACGAAUCGCUCACUGGAAAAUAUUCUUAAAGUGAUUCACGUUCUGCUCAAAACUGUGUGAAUGCAACGAGAUCAAGAAACACGUGUGAUGACAGCUAUUACAAACCAGCUGCCUAAAGUUAAUGAAAGUGUAAUAUUGAAUAUAAUUUAAAUGAGCGUCCGACCACAGAGGAAAAACGCCUGGUGAAGCUGCUGAGAUCCACAUGACUCACUAUUAUAAAGAUGGCGCUUAUUAAAGAGGAGAGUGAAGACUUGAAGAUUGAAGAAGCAUUCAAAGUCAAACAUGAGGAUACUGAGACUCAAACAGACCUGAUGGUGCUGAAAGAGGAGUGUCAAGGAGACAAAGAUCAGCAUGAGGAAUAUUGUGACUUCAAAACUGAAGAAAAAUCUUCUUGUUGCUCACAGACUGAAAAGACUUUGUCCAAAAAAAGAGCUCGAAAGAAAGCAACCGGAAGUAAUUUCAUCUGCUGUCACUGUGGAAAGAGAUUUGAUCAACAAGAAAACCUUAAAGUCCACAUGAGAAUUCACACCGGAGAGAAGCCUUACACCUGCCAGCAUUGCGGAAAAAAGUUUUAUCAACAAGGAAACCUUAAAGUCCACACAAGAAUUCACACUGGAGAGAAGCCCUACACCUGCCAACAGUGUGGAAAAAGUUUCAACAAGAAAGGGAACCUUAAAGUCCACAUGAGAAUUCACAAUGGAGAGAACCCUUUCACCUGCCAACAAUGUGGAGUAAGUUUCACUCAAAAAGGAAGCCUUAAAAUCCACAUGAGAAUUCACACAGGAGAGAGUCCUUUCACAUGCCAAGAGUGUGGAAAAUGUUUUAUUCGAAAAGGAAGCCUUCGAAGCCACACAAGAAUUCACAAUGGAGAGAAGCCUUACUCCUGCCCACAAUGUGGAAGGAGAUUUACACACAAACCAACCCUUAAUGCCCACAUGAGAACUCACACUGGAGAGAAGCCGUUUGUCUGUGCUCAGUGUGGAAAGAGUUUCCGAUAUCAUUUAAGCCUUAAUAACCAUAUGAGGACUCACUCCAGAGAGAGCCGUUUUAGAUGUCUGCACUGUGGAGAGAGUUUCACAGACCGGAAACACCUCAAGAAUCAUGUAAUAACUCACACUGGAGAGAAACCUUACAUGUGCCAUCACUGCAGCAAAACUUUCAAAAACAAAUCAUCUCUUGAUAGCCACAUGAGAGUUCAUACUGGAGAGAAGCCUUUCAGCUGCCCUCAGUGUGGAAAGAGUUUCACACUUAAAGGAAACCUUAACAUUCACAUUAGGAUUCACACUGGAGAGAAGCCUUUCACAUGUCUUCAGUGUGAGAAGAGUUUCAUGUAUAAAAGUGACCUGAAGCGUCAUUUGCAAACUCAUUCUGCAUAGAAAUUACAGUGUCUUUCAGUGUGGUAAAAGGUUUAGAAAAAGAAGCAAUUUCAAAAUCAUUUGUGUAUUUACUCUGGAGGAAAUUUAUUUUUCAAAACCAUUAAUUUUUGAUCAGUACAGUAUUUUUUUUGUGUGUGUUCUUUAUUGAACUCCUGUGGAAAGAUCUUUAAAGUCCUUUAAGUGUAAUUAAUCAAUAAUUGUAUCCUUCAAAACUCAUUUUUGAACAUUAAAAUGACAUAUUUGAAACUUUUUUUUUUUUUUUCUCUGAAAAUUUUUCUUUCAUGCCUUAAAAUAGCUUGAAUGUAACUCUAUGCUAGGGAGGGCCACUGUACUGCAGAGUUUAGCUCUUACACGCCUGCCAGGAAGUGUCCAAUAUGCCUAGUAAGACCUUGAUUAGCUGGUUCAGGUGUGUUUAAUUGGAGUUGGUACUAAAUUCUGCAGGACACUGGCCCUACAGUAGCAGGAUUGGACACCCCUGCUUUACGCCCUCGUUUUAUUUAGUAUACGUCGAUAUAUGAAUAUACAAAUUAAUCCCUGCCUCAACUCAAUCACACCAGCUCUGUCUACCUGAUUCAGUCGUUCAACUGUUGUAAAUGCUAUACAAUGGCAAGUGGAAAUAUUGGUGUAAUUCGACUGUAUGUUUAAACCAGAAACUACCGUAUUGUCCCGAAUAUAAGACGACCCUGAUUAUAAGACGACCCCCCUUUUUCCAGAUGUACCUGUUGGAAAAAGGCUUUUUGAAAACCAAAUCUUGUUUUUUGUUUUUUUUUCUCUCUCUGUAAAACACAUUCAUUCUUAAAUUAUUUUCAUAUUGCAUAUUUUUCCAAUUCUAAUUUUUGUUUUGAAAGUAUGGUAAAUACUGGUAAAAUGUACCAACAAUGACAUUGGAAAAUUUUGAUAUACCAUUGAAAUAACAGGUAGCCCAUCUGAAUUAUAUAACAAUUAGUCUAUCCAUCUCAUAGUAGCCUACCAAAAUGUUAUUAUCAGUAGACGUGAAAUCUUAUUGUAGUCUUCAAAUCUGGGUACUGUCUUAUGUUUUAAAAUCACUUACAGAGGAAGUUUGGUCCCAUCAGACUAACAUGACAGUCACGAUCAUGCUGCUGUAAGCUUUUCUUUUUCAUUUGUUUUCAUUCGCGAUCUUUACAGCACACAUUACAUAUUUCAUGGCACACUCGUUUUAUGUGUUUUUGGCGCCACCUAUAUUGUUGUGGGUGUAUUAUUGACAUGUCAAAGUCUAGACCCUGAACAUAAGACGAACGCAUUUUUUCAGAUGUAUUUCCAAGGAAAAAACAUCGUCUUAUAUUCAGGUCAAUACGGUAAUUCAUUGGAAGAGCGAAUUAUACAGGCUUGUCGACAAGUAGAUGUGUCAGAAUGGUAAUGCAUUUUAUUUAUUACUGUCUUCAGAGUCAGACACAUGACGGUAAUUGAUAUGAUUAGCCUUUGGCUUGACUACAUUAUCACAGCUAAUAAUGUUUCUUAUGUGAAACAAACCAUGUUCCCAUUCCCAUUAAACCAGCUCAAACCAGCAGCCAUGCUUCAAAACUUACCUAACCAGCAUAUGCUGUUUUUUUUUUUCAACAGGGCUCUGUCCCCAAAACUGAUCAUAUUAAAUUGGAAAGUAGGCCUUGAUAUUAGAGGUACUACCAUAAGAAAAGCAAAAUUUUAAGCAGGUAGAUCUCUUGUUAGUUCAUGUGCAUCCAAGACCAACAUACUGUAAUUUAAUGCACAAACAUAAUAGAUGCAGUAAGAUGAUGAACAAUGCAAGUUUUAGUUAAUUGUUUAACAUU